UAAUCUGCUAACAUGGACAUAGAAUCGACGAUACUGGGAUAUGACCAUUACCGGUAGUCCCAUUGUUCCUUCGCGAGUAUCGAUCCUUGAGACUAUUUCGAAAGUCACUGCUUCCCCUCCCCUAAUUAAACCUAAGCUCACGAUCUCGAGCUUCGAGAAGAUAUUCUUCGACAUCCGAGUCACCUUUACCGAACAUCCUUAUCUCUCCUUUGGCUGCAUUGCGGGACUUGGUCUAGGUUGUGCGUCAUGGUUCCGAGGACGACUUCGGAGAAACCGUGGCAACUUCCGCCUAGAAGACAACCUCCCUAUCAAGGAGAUAAAGGAGGGUCUUCUUGGUACCACCGCUAACGGGAAGAAGGAUUGAACAAUUUCUUUAUUUUCGGACGGAAGCAAAGAAUUGAAGCAUCGGCAUUGGGAAGUCAUGGGUUCCUGGAGUUUAUAUCAUCCAGCGGGAGUUCUGUAUAAUACUCUCUUGUGUCCUUGCGCUUGCACAUGUCACCCAUACAACUGGCCGUUGUCAUUUUAUAAAGGCUCGGUGUCUUGGUUAUGGGCACGUUUAUAUCAACACAGAAAGCUACGGCGCGACACGAAACUUUGGGGUUCAGGGAAACGAGAUUCAGGAAGGGAGUUACUGAGGGGAGCAGUCGAGGAAAGAAAAAUGAGAAUGGUUACGCCAAACCGGACUCUUGUGUUUUCAUCACGGAAGCAGAAACGAAUGCAUCAUCAUAAUAAUAUCCCCUAUACUACUUUGACAUUGCUCUACAUUGUCUUGUUCUUUCACUUAAACCUCCGCGAUGGCCUCGUGCACAACGUCUACAUAGAAUAUUCACUAGAGUUAAAGGGAACGGAUGCUUCUUGCAUUAUAACAUCUCGCCCUUUGGUAGAUAAAUUGAGACAUCAAUACAGUACCUCCGCCAUCCCUACGUUUGGAUUAAAAAGAACAUGGGAGCGCAUAUCAGAUACUGAAUGGCUGUCUUACUGAUUGUAGGUAAAUGUUUCAUGAGUGAAUCUAAUAAUUAAAGGCGCCUCUCGAGCGAAGCUA
Molecule: messenger RNA, 1042 nt
Organism: Hypoxylon trugodes
Lineage: Eukaryota; Fungi; Ascomycota; Sordariomycetes; Xylariales; Hypoxylaceae
Exons: 1
Coding region: 422-982 (186 amino acids)
Source: RefSeq, a predicted model, not a curated record